Molecule: messenger RNA, 4429 nt
Organism: Magallana angulata
Lineage: Eukaryota; Metazoa; Mollusca; Bivalvia; Ostreida; Ostreidae
Product: protein mono-ADP-ribosyltransferase PARP14-like
Exons: 12
Coding region: 135-3815 (1226 amino acids)
Biological process (GO): negative regulation of gene expression
Cellular component (GO): nucleus; cytoplasm
Molecular function (GO): RNA binding; NAD+ poly-ADP-ribosyltransferase activity; transcription corepressor activity
Source: RefSeq, a predicted model, not a curated record
UUAGUUUACAAGUCAGGGAAGAAUGAUCGAUACCAUAGACACGGCGCGCCAUUGAAGAAGCUGGUGAAAUGUUGAAUAACAAAUCAUAUUAAAAGGAGAAUUUAAAAAUUGAAGUGGAAACAUUUCGAUCAGAUAUGGAGUGCCCACCAGAAGAAGCGGACAACGAGUCAGAAAUCAUUCUUCAAGUGCGGGGCGUGUCUCCAUCAACAAAUGCAUUUACAGUGCAGAUGUACUUUGAAAACAGUCGUCGAUCAGGGGGUGGAGAAAUAAAGAAAAUAGAGAUAAAGGAUGGGAUAUUUUACGUUGAAUUUAAAGAUGAACAAGUAAUUGAUAUGGUUCUAAAGAAAAAGCACAUCAUUGAUAAAACAACUAUUGAAGUAUGUCGGUGUCCACCAAAGCCAGUGCCAACCUGCUCCAAUAAAGUCUUCUUAACAAACAUCAGUGCGAAAACAACUAGGGAUGGCCUAGAGAACUUUCUGGAAGCUAAAGCUAAUGUCACACCCGUUAGUAUUGAGUAUGGAGAACUCAGGGGGACAGCUCUCAUCACGUUUGAGAAAGAUAUAGAUUUUGAGAAACUACAACUAGCUUGUAAAAAAAGAACUUUGGACAACUCUCACCUUGAGGUAUCUGCAGUCCCUGUCACCAACUGUGUCAUCGUACGGAACAUCUCAAAGAGUAUGUCACAUGAUACACUUUUGUUUUACUUUGACAAUGAAAAAAGAAGUGGUGUCAGUGGAGUGAUAGAUGUCAAAAUGCAUGAGGGAUUCUGUCUGGUUUAUUUUGAGGAACCAGAAGCCGUGGAUAUUGUCUGUGGUAGACCUCAUAGAAUACUCGAUCAGGAUCUGGAUAUAAUAAUGUAUCAUAAAUGCCUAGGGCACAUUGAAAUAAAGGAAAACACGUUAAAACAUCCUCAUCCUUUAGAAGUUCAUGGCAAAAGAGGAUCAGAGAGAGAGAAACAACCAGUGCAGGAAGAGAAACAGCUGAAAAGGCACAUAUUGCAAAUGCUACAGUUAUGCAAGUUUGAGCAGGAAUUGCAAAAGAAAUAUAAAAACGUUUCAUUGAAAUAUGACAUCAGUAAAAACUUCGUCAGAUUUGAAGGACUUCGUGGUGAAGUCACUAAUGCCAUUAAAGAAAUGUAUGAAUUUGUGUCAAAAGUUGCCAAAACUGAAGUUAAAUUUUUUUCAAAGCUUCUUCAGCAAUUCUUGCAAGAGCAACCAGUGUACAUGUAUGUAAACUCUAAGAUGAAAGAGAGAAACAUCAUUGGGGUUUGGGAGUUUUUUAAAGGAGAAGAGACAUUGACAGUUUUUUCAAUGUCUGAUGAGCAAGCUGUUCAAGCAGCACAUCUCAUCAAGGAGUCGGUAAUUGAAACUCCAAUUAACGAGUUGAAAAAUGAGUCCAAAGCUUUACUUCCAACAAGAGAAUGGCAGAGUAAAGUCGAUGAGAUCGAGAAUAAUGGACAAGGUUUGAUCAAGAUAAUCGCCCAGGCAGAUCAGGGGAGAAUUAUCACCCUGUGUACAGACCAAUGGGAAGGCUUAGCUCGAGAGUUCAUUCAAGAUUUUAUCAUAGUAAAUACCAUAUACGAAGAAAGCUUAAAUUUGGAACCAGCCAUAAUAAGAUAUUUACAGAUGAAUUGUGCAAACGACCUUCAAAAGGUUGGUAUUAAUCUUCAACAGGAGAAAGUAAAUGUAGUAUUUAAUAAUACUGGAAUUGUGAUAAAAGCAACUCAGACAGGACAAUAUCAAGCCAAAUAUGCCAUUGAUAAAAUUGUAAAAGGAGUGGAAAAACAGACACAUCCAAUAAAUAAGGCAGGAAUAAGGAAACACAUGGAAUCUACAGCAGGACAGGAGAAACUAAGAAAAGUUGAAAGAAGUGAGAAAGUUGUGAUACAGGUAAGUGACGAAAGUGCCUCUGAUGAAGACACCAGUAGUUCCUGGCUGACAACUGGUGCAAUACGACAAGAACUCGCAGUCUGUGUCACAAAAGAAGGAAAGAAAAUCUCUGCCACAGUGGUGGAUAUAUUGGAGCUUGAUGUGGAUGUCAUUGUGAAUCCGGCCAACAAAGACAUGAAGCACAUCGGAGGUAUCGCCAAAUUCAUUACCGAAAAGGGUGGAAGGGCUAUUCAAAAUGAAUGCAAUGACUAUGUCAGGAAGAAAGGUCGACUCAUGGAGGGACAGGUGUACCUCAGCGCCGCAGGAAACCUCAAAUGUAAGGGAGUCAUCCACGCAGUAGGGCCGGUCUGGCAGAAUGGAAUUAAUAAGGAGGAAGGGUACUUGAGAGAGGCGGUCUUUAAGAGUCUGGAGGUGACUUCUGCUAGACGAUUUACGUCCAUCGCGUUCCCAGCCCUGUGUACGGGUGUGUUCGGUUAUCCAGUGCGAGAGGCAACCAGAGUUAUUGUGGUGGCUGUAAGAGAUUUCUUUAGAGAGAACACUGGCUCCUCAGUGGUGGCAGUGUAUUUAUGUGGCUUGGAGAAAGAAACAGUUAAUUGCUUUGCUACCGCCAUGAUGAGGGAGAUGAAGAAUGUCAUUCUUAAGUCUGAAGAGAAUGAAAAUCAAUGGAAGUGUGCCCAAGUUCCUGUUCAUGCAAGAAAUUCAGCAGACCCUGGUGUUGACAUUUCGGGAAAAAUACAUGAAGAACAGCGUCUCGUGCAGGAUUUCAGAUCAGUCACCUUAAUUAUCUAUGGAAAAGAUGUCAAUCAAAUAAGAAAUGCUAUUCGUAUUAUUGAAGAACACAUGGAUGGUGUUUUCAGGAAGAAGACCUAUGUUGAAACAAUAAUUAAAAGUUUUUCUGAGAGCCAGAAAAAUGAACUUCAGAAACUUCAGAAGGAUUUUUGUGUUGAUGUGAAUGUAGAUACUAGAACUGGAAGAAUAACAUUACACGGGUUAAUGGAAGAUGUCAUGGAUGCAUCUGAAAAAGUUCAUAAUAUAAUUAGAAAAGCAGAAGCUAUACAGCAAGACAAGCAUACUGCAGAAAUGAUGGCCGACAUGGUAGAAUGGUGUUUCCUUGAUGCAAGCACUGUUCCGUCCAAAUUGGAAAAAUAUCCAGCUAAUAUUAAUUUACAAUUAGAGAAAGCCCUAAUGAAUCAGGAGUCUAAAACAUCCUUCUGUGAUGACCAAGGGAAUAGAUAUAUUGUUGAUUUGACGUCAUAUGAAGAAUACCCUGAAGGAGAUGUAACAGAUGUUGUGAAAGUUUUGAGAAAGAGCAAGAUUACUGGGUCUUUCUUUGAGCAACCAUCUUCAUGGACAACAAUGGACAGAGAAAAUUUGGCAAUAGUUACUCUGCUUCAAAAUAGUCAGGAAUACCAGGAUGUUCUGCACGAUUUUGUUCAAAGUUCUGGGCGUCACACAAUAGUGAAGAUUGAAAGAAUACAAAACAGAAUGCUUUAUCAGCAAUAUGAAUUCAAGUUAAAUCUACUUAAGAAACAGAAUCCAACUGGCUGUAUCAAUGAGCGGAAGUUAUGGCAUGGCACAUCCUAUGAAGCAGUCGCUAGUAUUAAUAACUACGGCUUUCACAGGAGCUACUGUGGAAAAAAGGCUAUGGUUUAUGGAAUUGGUGUGUAUUUUGCCACAAAUGCUUACUACUCUGCACGCGACACAUACAGUCCUAGAGAUUUCAAUUCCAACAAAAGAGUUUAUCGGUGUCGCGUUUUGACUGGGGAGUACUGUCAAGGUACACAGUGGAUGAAAGUUCCCCCAAAUAAACCUAGCUUCAUGCAUUUAUCGUAUGACUCAUUGGUUGACAAUCCUUCAAAUCCGGGACUCUUUGUAAUAUUUAACGAUACACAAGCCUAUCCCGAGUAUAUGAUCACUUUUCAGUAAAACAUGAUAAAUGGAAGAUAUUGAGGGAUUUUCUGUUGUAUCCAGGCGCUUAUCACUGGCCAAAUCAUUUUUUGCUAUAUGUUUAUUCAUAUAUACUUGCAAAUUUUAAACAGUGGACAUAGGUAUAUCUGACCUUUUCUUGUUGCUGUUUAGGCAUUGAACAUUUAUCUUGUAUUCAUAUCUGAGCCAAUUGACUAAUCAACUUUAUACAGACAGUAUAGAUAUAGUUUUAAAAGUCAAUUCUGUAAACAUAUUGAUAUCCCAAAAUUGACGAUGAAAAACGAAGCUAUAUGCCUGAAGAUGCCAAAGGAUCUGAAAGGUUUUUUUUGCAGACAUUAUUUGAAUCCUUGGAAAUUUAUAGGUUUUGAUAAAGCAUAAAAUAAGUGAGCAUUACUUAAUGUAGGUUUUUUAAAAUUUAGUUAUUUGUGUUGAUAUUUUCUUCUCCUUGGUUUCUAUAGAGUGAAUUACUUCUAAAGACAUGUUCUUUAUUUCAAGUGAAUUAAAUUUUGAAAUGUAUGAUUAUUUUAUCUUUCAUUUUAAGUUGUCAUUUGUGAUUUGUUUAAGAUAUUAAAGAAUGAAUUGAUGUUGGUCUUGAUAUCACUAUUGCUCGUUGA